AGAACCAGAGGAGAACCAGAAGGAGAGGAUGUCUUGUUUAUUGCCACAAUUCAAGUGUCAGCCUGAUACUUUUUCUAUUCAAUUCAGAACCCACCAUUCCCACCAUUCAAAACAUAAAGAAUCCGCAGGUUUCCGGGCCCAAUGCAUCGUAUCUACCACUUCAUCGACAUCAACAGCAACAACCACAGUGCUUGAUGUACAGAAACUAAGAUUACCAUCUUUUGAGGCUCAUUCCAAUUCAGUUGUGACAGAUAGACCAUGGACAUACACAGGGGCAACUGGUCCACCCUCAGAGGCAAGCUUUGGGGCAACUUUAGCAACUGAAAAUCUUCUUACGAGUGAUGAGGCCGUAAUUGCUGCUGCAGCUGCUGAAGCAGUAGCUCUUGCACGAGCGGCUGCUAAGGUUGCUAAGGAUGCUGCUGUUAUGGUUAAAAAUUCUGCAAAAACAGAAAUGAAACCUUCAGGGUCAUCUGCAACUGACACUUUGACGUCCAAGUGGGCUCUGUUUACCGAAGCAGAGAGGGCCGGUAUUGUUGGAGAUACUCCCUCAGAUGAAUGUGAACUGGGAGAAGAAGAUUCGGAGCAAAAUUCUACAAAAGAAUCUGAUGAGCUAGAGCCCACAAGUGAAGAACUUAAACUUCUUGAGGAACAAUUAUCCGGUAGUAUAGCAGUGAGGUCAACGCGCCAAACUGAACGGAAAGCUAAACGGACAAGAGCAGCAAAGAAGGGUUCUGUCAACAUGGUGUCCAUGAAGUCCGGUCCUACCAACAGAAAACGGCGUGGUGCUUUACAAGAUAUAGACUACUCUGAUCCAUUGCGUUACUUGAGAGGGACUACUAGUACUUCCCGGCUUCUCACUGCUAACGAAGAAAUAAAGUUGUCAGAAGGAAUACAGGACUUGCUGAAACUGGAAAGCCUCCAGGAGGAGCUUGCCGAGCGAUGUGGACGGCAACCAACCAUUGCACAGUGGGCUGCUGCUGCUGGAGUUGACCGAAGGACCCUGAGACAGCGCUUAAAUUACGGCACACUUUGCAAGGAAAAAAUGAUUAAAAGCAACAUACGGCUCGUAAUUUCGAUCGCAAAAAAUUAUCAGGGAGCCGGAAUGGAUCUCCAAGAUCUUGUCCAGGAAGGAUGCCGAGGCCUUAUAAGAGGUGCUGAGAAGUUUGAUGCUUCUAAAGGCUUCAAGUUCUCAACUUAUGCUCACUGGUGGAUUAAGCAAGCUGUACGGAAGUCUCUCUCAGAUCAGUCGAGAACGAUUCGCUUGCCGUUUCACAUGGUUGAGGCUACGUAUCGAGUGAAGGAAGCACGAAAGCAGCUGUAUAGUGAAAAUGGAAGACAGCCUGACAAUGAGGAAGUUGCACAGGCAACAGGGCUGUCCAUGAAGAGGCUCACUGCUGUUCUACUCACGCCAAAGGCACCUCGAUCUCUCGAUCAGAAGAUUGGGAUUAACCAAAAUCUUAAACCAUCGGAAGUAAUUGCGGACCCCGAAGCAGAUUCGGCAGAAGAUAUCUUGCUGAAGGAGUUCAUGAAGAAGGAUCUGGAGAAGGUGUUGGACAGUUUGAGUCCAAGGGAGAGGCAGGUGAUCCGAUGGAGGUUCGGAAUGGAAGACGGCAGGAUGAAAACUUUGCAAGAAAUCGGGGAGUCGAUGGGUGUAAGUAGGGAAAGGAUCCGGCAAAUCGAGUUAUGCGCCUUUCGAAAGUUGAAGAACAAAAGGAGAACAAAACAUCUGCAGCAGUAUUUGCUUUCAUAUGCAUCAUAG
Hibiscus syriacus is the source of this 1759-nucleotide messenger RNA. RefSeq names its product RNA polymerase sigma factor sigB. Lineage: Eukaryota; Viridiplantae; Streptophyta; Magnoliopsida; Malvales; Malvaceae. The record is from RefSeq and is a predicted model, not a curated record. Gene Ontology annotation, biological process: regulation of DNA-templated transcription; DNA-templated transcription initiation. The transcript has 8 exons. Gene Ontology annotation, molecular function: DNA-binding transcription factor activity. Bases 29 to 1759 code for a protein of 576 amino acids.